Octodon degus (degu) is the source of this 2761-nucleotide messenger RNA. RefSeq names its product smoothelin-like. Gene Ontology annotation, molecular function: protein binding. Gene Ontology annotation, biological process: actin cytoskeleton organization. The record is from RefSeq and is a predicted model, not a curated record. Gene Ontology annotation, cellular component: microtubule organizing center; filamentous actin. NCBI's taxonomy places the organism in Eukaryota, Metazoa, Chordata, Mammalia, Rodentia, Octodontidae.
GCUGGACUGAGAGAAUUCCCUGAGCUGAUUUCAGGUGCCACAGGCACUGGGGAUAUCACCACGAAGGUCACGACGGAGCUAGGGGCCAGCAUGAUGGCAGACGAAGCCUUAGCUGGGCUGGAUGAGGGAGCCCUCCGGAAACUGGUAGAGGUCACAGCAGAUCUGGCAGAGCGGCGGCGCAUCCGUUCAGCCAUCCGGGAGCUGCAGUGGCAGGAGCUGGAGCGCAAGGAGGAAGCCCUGGCAUCAAAGCGCUUCGGUGCUGAGCAACAGGACAACAAGGAAAACUGGCUGCACUCUCAGCAUCGGGAAGCUGAACAGCGGGCUGCGCUAGCACAGCUGGCAGGGCAGCUGGAGUCCAUGAAUGAUGUGGAGGAGCUAACCACGCUGCUGAGAAGCGCCGGUGAGUAUGAGGAGCGCAAGCUGAUCCAAGCCGCCAUCUGCCGUGUACGGGCUCAGGAGAUUGAGGCUGCCACUGUAGCUGGAAGGUUGUGCAGUGGGCGUCCCAACGGUAGCUCCAGAGUAGACAGCAAGAGACAGGCAGCACACAGGCUGGAACCACGUGAGGUGCCAGAGCACAAGGAAGAAGAACAGCAAGCAGAAGUUUCAGAGCCAACCCCAACCCCCAAGGUUACCAGCCAGGAUGUGACUAUGGUGACACUCUUGCUAAGGGCCCCACCUGGGAACACACCUAGCUCAACUGCCUCACCUGACAAUUCACCCACCACUGCUUCUCCUGAACCUCCACUGGAACCAUCUGGAGUUCUGUGUGCUGCUGCUGAGGCUCCAGGCAACCCUGAACCACCUUCCAGCACCCCCAGGACUCCUAAUCUCCCAGAGUCCCUGACCCAACCCAUCAUGGAAGGUCAGGUGGCUAACAAGCUACUGCCUGGCUCCACAGAGCCUCUUGCUGCCCAGUCCCCCACCAGAGGCCCCUCCAACAAAAACAGAACAGACCUGGCUGGACCCCAACCCCGUCAGCGUUCUCUGUCUGUGCUCAGCCCCCGACAGCCAGCCCAGAAUCAAGAGUCCACCCCUCUUGGCAGCAGCCCUUCCCCGUUCCAUUGGGCUGGCUCGGUGUGGGAUCGUGUCCGCAAGUUCGCAUCAGAUUCUCCUAUGGCUGCCAGGGUUCAGGAUGGCCCAACCCGAGCAACCCUUGGUUCCCUGACACCCACAAGACUUCUGGGCCCCUCCUUCAUCAGCACCACCCCUGCCUCCUCUUCCAGGAGCUCCUCCUCCCGGGGGCCCAGUGACACCUCCUCCAAGUUCAACAAGGAGCAAAGAGGAAUAACUCAGCCCCUGGCCCAGCUUCAGAGCUGCCCCCAAGAGGAGGGCCCCAGAGGGCGGGGCUUGGCUGCCAGGUCCCUUGAAAACAGAGCGGGGAGCCUCGCCUGCUCAGAGGAACCCAGUGCCCCGCUGCCUGUGGCUGUCGGCACUACUGAGCCAGGGGGCAGUAUGAAGACCACAUUCACCAUCGAGAUCAAGGAUGGCCGUGGCCAGGCAUCCCCAGGCCGGGUGCUACUACCCACAGGCAACCAGAGGGCAGAGCUGACACUGAGGCUGCGGACACCCCCCACCCUCCUCAGCACCAGCAGUGGGAACAAGAACACCAUCACCCAUGCCAGCAGCCCUGGGACCCUCACCCGGAUGGGCAGUGUCACUCGCGUCACCACCUUCAGCCAUGCCUCCCCUGGUAGCCGAGGAGGCUGCAGCCUUAAGAUGGAGCCAGAGCCCACGGAGCCUCCCUCCACAGCGCUGAAAGCCACUAAUGGUGCAGAGCAGACCCAGGCAGACAAAGCACCACAGGGGCAGAGCCCACUGAGCACUGAGGAGUUGAUGGCCAUUGAGGAUGAGGGAGUCUUGGACAAGAUGCUGGAUCAGAGUACAGACUUUGAGGAGUGGAAGCGCAUCCGGGCUGCACUGUGUGAGCUCAGACAAAGGAAGAGAGACCAGAGGGACAAGGAACGGGACGCAGGACGACUGCAGGAGGCCCGAGCCUGGCCUGAGGAGAGGCGAGGCAACACAUGCACCGAGACCACCACGAGGCAUAGCCAAAGGACGGCUGAUGGCUCCACUGUCAGCACUAUUACCAAGACUGAGCGGCUCGUCCAGUCCAAUGAUGGUACACGGACAGCCCGCACCACUACCGUGGAGUCAAGUUUUGUGAGGCGCUCGGAGAAUGGCAGUGGCAGCACUACAGUACAAACCAAGACCUUCUCCUCUUCCUCUUCUUCAUCUAAGAAAACGGGCAGCAUCUUUGACCGAGAGGACCAGGCCAGCCCAAGGGCUGAGAGCCUGGCAGCUCCUGAAAAACGCCAGGCCGAGAAAAAGAAAGAACUGAUGAAGGCACAGAGUCUGCCCAAGACCUCAGCAUCCCAGGCAUGCAAGGCCAUGAUUGAGAAGCUGGAGAAAGAGGGUGCCUAGCAUGUGGACAUCCAGAACUUCUCCUCCAGCUGGAGUGAUGGGAUGGCUUUCUGUGCCCUGGUACACAACUUCUUCCCCGAAGCCUUUGACUAUGGGCAGCUUAGCCCACAGAACCGGCGCCAGAACUUUGAAGUGGCCUUCUCAUCUGCUGAGAUGUUGGUGGACUGCGUGCCCCUGGUGGAGGUGGAGGACAUGAUCAUGGGCAAGAAGCCCGACCCCAAGUGCGUCUUCACCUAUGUGCAGUCGCUGUACAACCACCUGCGGCGCCACGAACUGCACCUGCGCGGCAAGAAUGUCUAGCCUUCCCCCACAGAUGGCCCGCAGCAGGGUACCACCCCCA